UGACAAUGACAGACGUGCUUCGAAGUCUCAGCUUCCUCACCAUCGUGAGUUUGUGUUUAGGAAGCUCUCCGACUUGUAAUAACAAUCUUGUGACUGGACCAGACGGUGUGUCUGAUGCUGCUAUUACAGCAUCAUCUACUUACAGAACUUGUCCUGUUCACAUGGCCAGAAUCAACAGUGAUAGUGCAUGGUGUCCUAAUUCCCGAGGAGACGAUCACUACUUACAGGUGGAAUUUCAAUAUGUCACAAUACUAAAGGCCAUAUUAACUCGUGGACGGAAAAUUGCUGAUCAGUGGGUGUCUUCUUACAAAGUUAGCAUCAGUUUGGACGGACUCAUUUGGAGGUACCUACUGAACUCGACAGGCGGCGUGCAGGUGUUUCCCGGGAACGUUGACAGAAAUACUGUCGUGACCAAUGAACUAAAAGGAACCGUCGUCGCCAAGUUCAUCCGGGUUAUAUCCGUCACCGGAAAUGGAUACAGAUCGAUGAGGCUGGAGGUCAGAGGAUGUCCGAUCGCAUGCAGUAGAUGUCAUCACUGGGAAGCCAGGCUCGGAUCCACUGGUGACGUACUUCCUGUUCUCGUGGACAUAGACGCAUCGAACCAAGGAAUGUGUGGCUUAAAGUGUUUCAGACAACCGGAAUGUGAUAGCUUCCUGUUUGACGUCACUUCCGCUCGCUGCAUGUUAUUUAAAGGAACUGUCGAUGGGUCACAUGUCACGGUUAACUUGGACGGAGUAUGGUAUUUUCUGAAAACGAGGAUGUAAACGAUAACUAUUCCACGUCAUGUCUCAUCAUCAGUCAAUUUAUCAGUCUAUUUUAUACAUUUUUGAAGGUGGCUUGCGUCACUCUAAACAUUGAAAAUUUAGUGCUGUAAUUCUGACUAUAAAACAGAUGUUGAAAAAUGAUUCCCCAGUUAAAAUGAAUAUUAAGAUUAUUUUAAUGUAGUAUGAUCUAGUUUGGCUUUUUUACCUUAGAUGCAGAAAAUGAAGGGUUUGUAAUGCCAUCUCACAGAGGUGUUUAAUUAUUGAUACGGAAUAUUCCACAAAUUGUAAUAAUGUUUUAUUGUCCUGUUAAACAGUAACGUUGUUGCUAGUUUUCGCAUAUUCAUUAAUAGCGUGAUAUUUACAAACCGAAAUUACAUUUGUUACAUUCAUUAUUCCUGCAUGUGGAAAUUUUAAUAUGUUUUCAUGUUAAGAUGGCAGAAUUCCGCGGCAAGUGUUACCUUAUUUGGAUAAAAUGUUUGCUAAUUUCAUUUGUUGAUUUAUUUCAUGUAUAUAUAUAAAAAAUAGAUGUGAUAGAUGAACUUAAUCUAUAGCUGUUACAAAACAAAAACUUACUUUGAAACUCUGGCUACUUUUUGGGCACACUACUUCAAAUGUUCAAAUGUCAAAGAAUAUCUAUCAAGCGUCAUCUGUGAAACAUGAUGAACACAUUUGCUUUAUAAACGCCGGUAGAUAGGGGUUCUUGAUCUAUUGGUGUAUCAUGUUUCCAAUUGAUCAAUAAAUAUGUCAUCUAAAUUGAAAUUUUUAUUGUUAUAAACGUGUUAUGUUUACAACCUAAUAUGUAUAGUUCCUUGUGAUGAGAUAAAGGACAGAUGAUGAUCGUUAUUUGUACAGAUUCUAGGCCUGACUAGAUGCUUUGUUUAGGAAAUGUUUGAGACUGUUAGAGGUUAUGUAUCAGCACCUUUUGAGCCACUGAGAACUGUGUUACUGAUAGCAGGCAAUGACUGUUCGUGACGAUUGAACAGGAAACAAGGACAUCAUUGUUUUUCCACUUGAUGAUUUUAAUGAAUAUCCCGUGAAUGUCGAUGCAUGAUCGCUGUAUAGAAUCACUCGACACCUUGACUGCGUCAUCAACUGUUUUAAUAUGAAUUAUGAAAACGCCAACUCCGAAAU
This is a messenger RNA of Mizuhopecten yessoensis (Yesso scallop), 1895 nucleotides long. Its product is annotated as retinoschisin-like. The record is from RefSeq and is a predicted model, not a curated record. NCBI's taxonomy places the organism in Eukaryota, Metazoa, Mollusca, Bivalvia, Pectinida, Pectinidae. Bases 6 to 764 code for a protein of 252 amino acids. The transcript has 5 exons.